UCGAUAUUCCUGGAUCGAUCCGCCCACCACUUGUGAGUAGAUGCUGAUACGAAGAUGCCGGAUCCUCAGGCGCAUCUGCUAUGGUUGUUGCUUUUUGCAUUGUUUUACCGUCCCGGUACUGCGGCGGAGGUCUCCGUGUGGAGCGUGGACAUCAACCCGGCGCAACAUGCUGUGUUUCGGAAGACGUUGUACGCCAACACCACCAUCUUCGUGAAGUUCCAGGGUGACCCUGGGUCAUGUGACAAGAACCUGGGCUUCAACAUCAGCUGGUACCUGCGCUCGUCUGUUUGCUAUAACGAGGUCUUUAACACACCAGACAGCAAAGCCAUGAACAUGUUUGGGAUGGACCACAUGCUGAGAGACGGCUGGACCGGCUUCCACAGUCAGGGCUACAUGUUAUUCGAGAACUGCUCCUCCCUCUUCUCACCAAAGGCGUAUUACACAGACUUCAAUCCUUACCAGCCUCUGUCCAGCCCAAAGAGUGACUCGUCCAAUCAGAGCCUGACUUGGCCUGGCAAACCAGAUAUCGGUGCAGUGGCCAAAGCCUGGGAAGACAGUCCGUAUCUGUUCAUAGUGAACGUGCAGCUUUUGUCUCGUGGAGCUGAGGACGAGGACAUUAUAGCAGAGGAGCCCAGCUUUUCUUUUACAAUGAAAGUGGAGAUGAAGGGACCACAUGACUACUCCUCUCCAGCGGACUGGCCCCAGAUGAUGUUUUUCAUGAUCAUGUGCAUCGUGUACGUGCUGUUCGGGGCUCUCUGGCUCCUCUGGUGCGCCUGUUAUUGGAGGGACCUGCUACGGAUCCAGUACUGGAUCGGGGCCGUCAUCAUCCUCGGCAUGCUGGAGAAAGCCGUGUUCUACUCCGAGUACCAGAGCAUCCGAUACAAAGGAGUCUACGUUCUCGGGGCUGUGAUAUUUGCUGAGCUGCUGUCUGCACUCAAACGAUCUCUGGCUCGAAUCCUAGUCCUCAUUGUCAGUCUUGGAUAUGGCAUAGUCAAACCUAGGUUGGGCACCACGGUGCAUCGUCUGGCAGCUGUUGGGCUUCUCUACCUUCUGUUUUCUUCGGUGGAAGGUGUGCUGAGAGUGACAGGUGGUUUCUAUGGGACCGUUGCCCUGGUGGCUAAUCUCAGCCUCUCCCUCAUUGACUCCUGCGUCAUGUGGUGGAUUUUCAUCAGUCUGUCCCAAACGACUCGUCUCCUGAAGCUCCGCAGGAACGUGGUGAAGCUGUCUCUAUACCAGCACUUCACCAACACGCUCAUCUUCUCUGUUGUCGCGUCCAUCAUAUUCAUCAUCUGGACCACCAAAGUCUUCAAGCUGGUGGACUGUCAGAGGGGCUGGAGAGACUUGUGGGUGGACGACGCUUUCUGGCGUCUCCUGUUCUCCACUAUCCUGCUGGUCAUAAUGGUGCUGCUGCGGCCGUCCGCCAACAGCCAGAGGUUCUCCCAUUCCCCUCUGAUUGAUGAAGAGGAUGAAGAGGAUGAGGCCAAGGAGCCGAUGCUGAAUGAAGCAUUUGAGGGAAUGAAGAUGAGAGGUUCAAAACCCGACACUAAUGGCUCCCAGAAACUGUUGAGUAAAGAGGAUGAAGACCUUAAAUGGGUUGAGGAGAACAUUCCUACAACCGUUGCUGAUGUAGCUCUCCCUGUAAUGCUAGACGAGGAAGAGGAAAUCCUGAAAACCAAGAUGGAGCGAUCCAAAAUGGAGUAGAAGCGAUGACGUGAGAAUGGAAAGAAAGCCGUUUCACUAAGGCAGCAAUGAAUGCGUUGUGAGUGAGUGACUUACCAAAAAAAGAAAAAAGAAAAAAAUGUUGAGCGCACUUUCUCA
Molecule: messenger RNA, 1818 nt
Organism: Mugil cephalus (flathead mullet)
Lineage: Eukaryota; Metazoa; Chordata; Actinopteri; Mugiliformes; Mugilidae
Product: transmembrane protein 87A-like
Exons: 20
Coding region: 55-1701 (548 amino acids)
Biological process (GO): retrograde transport, endosome to Golgi
Cellular component (GO): Golgi cisterna membrane; Golgi apparatus
Source: RefSeq, a predicted model, not a curated record